AUGUUCGCCUCAAAGCGCCUAGGAAAGGAACUAGCAAAGAUCCACGACAAGUUACCUCCAGGCAUCAGCGUUGCCAAAGCCGAGGACCUACAAGAAUGGCAAAUGGACAUUAAGGUCCUUGAUGACAACCCAUUAUACCGCGACGAAACAUACCGUUUGACUUUUCAUUUCAGCAGUAAAUACCCCAUAGAACCACCAGAAGUCACUUUUAAUCGGACAGGAGGGUUCAAAGUUCCGAUUCACCCACAUAUUUACUCCAAUGGCUUCAUCUGCCUUGACCUCCUUGGCAAGCAGGGCUGGAGUCCUGUCCAAAAUGUUGAAAGCGUAUGCAUGAGCAUCCAAAGCAUGCUGACGGGUAACACCAAGAACGAAAGACCCCCGGAUGACGAAGAGUUCUCCUCAAGAAAUACCAAGCGACCGCGAGACGUCAAUUUUUACUACCAUGAUAACGACGUCUGA
Xylona heveae TC161 is the source of this 459-nucleotide messenger RNA. Its product is annotated as putative ubiquitin-conjugating enzyme E2 W. Lineage: Eukaryota; Fungi; Ascomycota; Xylonomycetes; Xylonales; Xylonaceae. The transcript has 4 exons. The record is from RefSeq and is a predicted model, not a curated record. Bases 1 to 459 code for a protein of 152 amino acids.